Vigna umbellata (rice bean) is the source of this 472-nucleotide messenger RNA. RefSeq lists its product as uncharacterized. The record is from RefSeq and is a predicted model, not a curated record. NCBI's taxonomy places the organism in Eukaryota, Viridiplantae, Streptophyta, Magnoliopsida, Fabales, Fabaceae.
AAUUGCGUGAGAUAGAAAAAAUGUGUUUGAGGAUUCAAAGCAAUGUUUUAAGGAUCGGUGGAGACAGGGUAGCUUGAAGAAUCGCAGACAUCUGUGAGUCAUCUUUAGUGAUUCUUGCUAAAGCGAUUUCUCAAUAGCAGACAUUCAUCGCAAACACUUGAGCACCUAUGGGUAUAAUUAGAAGUUGCUUCUCUUUCAUAGCAGGGACAGUAUGUGGGGUUUAUUUGGCUCAGAAUUAUCAAGUUCCUAAUAUCAUGAAGUUUGCUGACACUGCCUUGUUCAUGGCAAAAGUUGUGGAGGAAAAAUACCGCAAGCCCAAGAAGAGGGAUGAUGAUGAUGAUGUUUAGUUUGUACUUGGUGCCAUAUUGGAAUCAGAUUCUUGUUUUGUUUUUUCCUUAUAGAAAUCCGUGAUUAUUGGAUCGAAUACCUCAAUUAUAAGCUUUUGGAAAACAUAAAUUGGAAGAUUUUUAUG